AUGACUGGAGACCGAUCUCUCUUUAAGGUUUUCGAGUCUAAGAAUGGUGGUGAUGUCACUUUCAGUGAUGGGAGAAAAUCACAGAUUAAAGGAAAGGGAGCCAUCUCUCUACUUGGACUGCCAGACAUUGGAAAUGUGCUAUAUGUAGAUGAAGAUGACGAGUUGAUAGUUGCUCAAGUCUAUGUUGAUGAUAUCAUCUUUUGGUCGACAAAGGAUAAACUUGCUCAUUAUUUCUCCAAACUCAUGCAAGCUGAGUUCGAGAUAAAUAUGAUUGGAGAGUUGAAUCACUUCCUUGGGUUGCAGAUCUGUCAGCAAGAGUCAGGUAUAUUCAUAUCUCAAUCCAAAUAUGCUAAAAAUCUUGUGAAAAUGUUUGGUUUGGAAUUUGCUAGUUCUGUUAGAACCCCCAUGAGCUCAAAUCUUAAAUUCACUGUUGAUUUAUUGGAAAAAAAUGUUGAUUCUUCUCUAUAUGAAAGCAUGAUAAGUAGUCUUCUUUACCUUACUGCUAGUAGCCUUGACAUAGUUACAGUGUGGGAGUGUGUGCUAAAUGUCAGGCUAAUCCCAAAGAGUCUCAUAUAA
Quercus lobata is the source of this 576-nucleotide messenger RNA. RefSeq lists its product as uncharacterized. The record is from RefSeq and is a predicted model, not a curated record. NCBI's taxonomy places the organism in Eukaryota, Viridiplantae, Streptophyta, Magnoliopsida, Fagales, Fagaceae. The transcript is spliced from 2 exons. The coding region runs from base 1 to 576 and encodes 191 amino acids.